Halichondria panicea is the source of this 855-nucleotide messenger RNA. RefSeq lists its product as uncharacterized. The coding region runs from base 25 to 717 and encodes 230 amino acids. The transcript has 3 exons. The record is from RefSeq and is a predicted model, not a curated record. Lineage: Eukaryota; Metazoa; Porifera; Demospongiae; Suberitida; Halichondriidae.
UUUUUUUCUCCUUGUCAGAUUAAAAUGAAGUUGCUUCAAGAGUCGACUGGUAAGAUGAGAGAACUGGAAAGACUCGGACUGGCUCUCGACAAGAAAGUGGCUCGGGUCAAAGGUCAAUCUGAUGCCACCAUUGGGGUGAACUCUCCUCUCACUCCACAAAAGAAAAUCAGUGUUUUCACAACUGGAGAAGCGAAAAACUUUCUCGACGAUAUUUUCCGAAUUCUGCUGAGAGCGAGGAGAAUCCUGUCAGCCUCGUAUUGCAUUGGAUACUUCAUCCCUGAUACAGAUGAGGAGGCCCUGGGGGCACAUGAAGUAUUGCAGGGCAAACUAGAGGAAGCAGUGGAGGUUGUCUCGGAGAUGGUCAAUAGACAAUACCUCCAAACACCACGCUCUAAAAUGAACGAAGCCGCUAGAAACGUCGACUACCUUUGCAGCGAAUAUCUCACCGAAAUGUUCGUGGUUGCGACAAUCGCCGAUCUGGCAGUAAAAGAAGCGGAAAAGCCUCCACCUCCGCGUGCCACCCCGCCCACUCCACAGGAGGACAGCCCGCCCCCUCGUAUGGGGGUGAUUCCCCUCGGCUUUGGACCAGCCGUUCCCGACCAACCGGAUGGAGAGAGGCGCUUCCGUUUGAUUGGUCUAUUGAAUCCCGAUGGAACAUUGCAUAUUUUACGAGUACCGGAAGAGGAGUUUCAAUAUCUUAGGGCCCCAGCAGACUAAUUAGCGUUAUGUGAAUGUACUUGUGAACUACAUGUAUAUAAUAAUUAUGAGUAUUCUGUUCAAGAAUUUAGCUGUGUGUGUGUAUGUAUAAACAUGUUAUUUUUCAUGUUGUUUGCACAGUCGUCAUUAAUAUUUUGU